Messenger RNA from Neopelma chrysocephalum (saffron-crested tyrant-manakin), 1766 nucleotides. RefSeq names its product LIM/homeobox protein Lhx4-like. Gene Ontology annotation, cellular component: nucleus. Gene Ontology annotation, molecular function: RNA polymerase II transcription regulatory region sequence-specific DNA binding; DNA-binding transcription factor activity, RNA polymerase II-specific. The record is from RefSeq and is a predicted model, not a curated record. NCBI's taxonomy places the organism in Eukaryota, Metazoa, Chordata, Aves, Passeriformes, Pipridae. The transcript has 2 exons. Gene Ontology annotation, biological process: neuron differentiation; regulation of transcription by RNA polymerase II. The annotation marks the transcript as partial.
GUGUGGUUCCAGAACCGCCGGGCCAAGGAGAAGCGGCUGAAGAAGGACGCGGGGCGGCACCGCUGGGGGCAGUUCUACAAGAGCGUGAAGCGGAGCCGCGGGGGUGGGAAGCUGGAGAAGGAGAGCUCGGCCGAGGACUGCGGAGUCAGCGACAGCGAGCUCAGCUUCCGCGAAGACCAGAUCCUCUCCGAGCUGGGCCACAACAACAGGGUUUACGGCACCGUGGGGGACGUGGCGGGCGGACAGUUGCUGAACGGCGGCUUCUCCAUGGAGGGGACGGGACAGUCGUACCAGGACUUGCGGGACGGGAGUCCCUACGGCCUCCCCCAGUCGCCGUCCUCCAUCUCCUCCCUGCCGUCCCACCCGCCCUUGCUGAACGGGCUGGACUACGCCAUGGACGGCAGCCUGGGGCUGGUGGCCCACGGGGCGCAGGGGGUGAGUCAGACGCUGCGGGCCAUGGCCGGGGGGGGCCCCACCUCCGACAUCUCCACGGGCAGCAGCGUCGGGUACCCAGACUUUCCCACCAGCCCGGCCUCCUGGCUGGACGACAUGGAUCACCCCCCUUUCUAAGCGCUGCUCGCCCCCCGCCCCGGCCCCCUCGCUCCCCCCCCCAGCCCGCAAGCGCAGCACUGAGGGCACCCGCCGGCGGUUGACCUUUCCAGGAUUUCCCAUGGGAAUUGGUCCCGGAGGGCUGCAGGGAGGGGCGGGCAGCACUGGCGGUGGGUAGGGGCGUCUGUGCUCGGGGCGGGGGGCACGGAUGCCUUCGGGUGUAAGCACAAGAGAGAUGUCGGCGCACGGGAUGCACGGCGAGGACCCGGCGCAGGGCUGGGGCACGGCCGUAGUGUGGGACAGCGGGAGGGAAAGAAGGACAAUCAGGGAUGGCAGAGUCCGUCCCGGCACCCGCACCAGCCCCGCAGUUCCCGCACCCCCCUGCCGAGCACCGCUGCUAUUUUCAAGAGUUAUUUUUCGAUACGGAGCUGAAAUGCAACUCGGCGCUGCCCGGAGCCUCAGCAGAAAGAGAAAUCUAUAUUGUAGAAGGGUUUAUUUUGCCGGGGACGUGUCCGAGUGGGGCCAUUGUCCUGCUGCCCGGGGCGAUGCUGCCGGGGAAGAUCCUGCCUGCUCCUGGCCUGGUGGCCGCGGGGCUAUGAUUUAUCCCUGGGCACACAGGAGUGUUUAUGGAGCAUCACUGCGGUUUCACCAUGGUCACGCGAUGGGGAGGAAUUAAAAAACAAUGCCUCUGGCUCGGGAUGCCCACUGGCCAAGCUGGGCUGUGGUGGAGCCAGCAGGGAUGCUUGGGGCUGGCACCUGGAAAGCAGCUGCUGGAAGGGUGGGUGGGAGAGGUGGGCAAUGUUUGCUCUGAGGGUAUUGCAAAAAAUUCCCCCCAAAAGGGGGAAAAAGGGUAUUUUGUCAGCUGCAGAAGCAGCUGUGUGGUGGGGAGUGGAGGGGAUUGGGGUGUGAGAUGUCCCUGGUAUAGGCCACCGAUGUCCUUUGGUGCCGUGGGGCUGAUGGCACCAAGCGUGGGUGGAGGCAUCCAGGGAGGAUUCAGGUGGCUUUGGCACAUCCUGCAAGCCCCAUGGGGUCUGCUCCUGGCUGGGCCCACCCAGCACCAGCCCCUUGCUCAAAACCCACGUGCCUCUCUCCCCCAGCACAGUCCGCACCCCCUACCCUCACACAUUCAGCCCCAUGGAUAAAAUCCAGCUCCACACUCUCUGCCUGGGGUGCCCAGCUCUGUCCCAACCCCACAGGGAUGCCCCAGCCCCCGGGUC